Torulaspora delbrueckii is the source of this 1713-nucleotide messenger RNA. RefSeq lists its product as uncharacterized. The record is from RefSeq and is a predicted model, not a curated record. Bases 1 to 1713 code for a protein of 570 amino acids. Gene Ontology annotation, cellular component: cytosol. Gene Ontology annotation, molecular function: magnesium ion binding; phosphoglucomutase activity. Gene Ontology annotation, biological process: carbohydrate metabolic process. The transcript has a single exon. Lineage: Eukaryota; Fungi; Ascomycota; Saccharomycetes; Saccharomycetales; Saccharomycetaceae.
AUGGAUAUUCAGACAGUUUUAACAAAAUCUUAUCCUGAUCAGAAACCAGGUACUUCUGGUCUUCGUAAGAAGACUGCAGUUUUUAUGAAUAAUGUUCAUUAUACAGAGAAUUUUAUUCAAUCGAUUUUGGAUGCGAUCCCAGAAAGUUCUAAGGAUGCCAUCUUAGUGGUUGGUGGAGAUGGACGUUAUUAUAAUGAUAAGAUCUUGCAGAUUAUCGCUGCAAUUUCUGCUGCCAAUGGAGUGCGUAAAUUGGUUAUUGGUCAACAUGGCCUAUUAUCUACUCCAGCAGCUUCUCAUAUUAUCAGGUCUUACCAGGAUAAGGAUGGUAAAAAAGUUACUGGUGGUAUCAUCUUGACUGCCUCUCAUAACCCAGGUGGACCGGAAAACGAUAUUGGUAUCAAAUACAACUUAUCGAAUGGUGGCCCAGCUCCAGAAUCUGUCACGAAUGCAAUUUGGGAUAUCUCCAAGAAAUUGACCCACUAUAAGAUUGUCAAGGGUUUUCCAGAAAUAAACUUGUCGGUCAAGGGUGAGAAAUCUUAUGGGUCUUUGGUGAUUGAUGUAGUGGAUACUACACAAGAAUACGUUGAUUUCUUAAAGGGAAUCUUCGACUUUGACUUGAUCAAGAAGUUUGUCGAUACACAAAGGAGUACGAAGAACUGGAAGCUGCUAUUUGAUGGUCUAAAUGGUGUCACUGGUCCAUACGGCAGAGCUAUUUUCGUCGACGAGCUGGGCUUGCCCGAGAAUGAGGUGCUCCAGAAUUGUCAUCCGAAGCCUGAUUUUGGUGGCAUUCACCCUGAUCCUAACUUGACCUAUGCCCGUACUUUGGUCGACAGAGUCGAUAAGGAGAAAAUUGAAUUUGGUGCAGCAUCGGAUGGUGAUGGUGACAGAAAUAUGAUCUAUGGUUAUGGUCCCGCAUUCGUGUCGCCAGGAGAUUCCGUGGCUAUAAUUGCUGAAUAUGCAUCCGAGAUUCCAUAUUUUGCUCAAAACGGGAUCUAUGGUUUGGCAAGAUCUUUUCCUACUUCAACAGCUAUUGAUAGAGUUGCCAAGGCAAAAGGUUUGAAUUGCUAUGUUGUCCCAACAGGUUGGAAAUUUUUCUGUGCUCUGUUCGAUGCCAAGAAAUUGUCCAUUUGUGGUGAAGAAUCCUUCGGUACAGGAUCCAACCACGUUAGAGAAAAGGAUGGUGUUUGGGCCGUUAUCGCAUGGCUGAACAUUUUGGCCAUAUAUAACAAGCAUAACCCUGAGAAAGAAGCGUCUAUAAAAACCAUACAGGAAGAGUUCUGGUUAAAGUAUGGUCGUACUUUCUUUACUCGUUACGAUUUCGAACACGUAACUUCCGAGGAUGCAAACAGGUUGGUAUCUGAGCUGGAGAGAUUUAUCAACUCCAAUGACGUUAUUGGAUCAUCGCUUUCUCCUGAAAGCCCUGUUAAAGUUACGGAAGCAGGAGAUUUUGAGUACACUGAUCUCGACGGCUCAGUCUCCGAACAUCAAGGCAUGUAUGUUACUCUGUCAAAUGGUGCAAAAUUCGUUGUGAGACUAUCUGGGACAGGGUCCUCAGGUGCUACGAUUAGGUUGUACAUUGAACAAUAUUGCGAUGACAAAUUGAAGUACUCGCAAUCUUCAGAAGAGUAUUUGAGGCCAAUAAUAAAAUCUGUUGUUGAUUUCCUAGAUUUUGAAAGGAUAAUCGGUACUACAGAGCCUACUGUGAAGACUUGA